AGGUUGGGCAGGGGACCAGGACGCACUGACGGGUUGUUGUGAUGCCGGAGAAUGUGAGCGGGAGGCCCGCGGAGGCCGAGCUGAUGGGUCCGCUCCGUUCACACCACAGCCGCGAACCGUCGUACGUUACCUUCUGUAACUGUACGGGCCGCAGCGUCCUGCCCGUUUGGAUCAACUACCGCGGCGAUCCCGUGCCGUACGGCACUAUGGCGGCACAGAGUGGGCGCAGGAUGAAGACAUUCCUCGGCCACCCGUGGAUGUUCCGUGAUGCUGUUUCUGAUGACCGGCUCCUCGUCAACGGGCAUGAGGUCUUUGUACCACCCCCUGGACAGGUUAAUGAAAUUGGACAACCACGCUACAUCAUGGUUAACAUCACUAUACCAGUUUAUACACUAAAGGAGAGGUGUCUGCAAGUGGUGCGGAGCCUGGUGAAGCGAGAGGACUACAGAAACCUGGAGAUUGUUGGAUCACUUUAUGAUGAACUGGAGGAUCAGCCCCAGAUCCUGAAAGAUCUUAAGCGAAUUCAAAGGCAACUUGCUGAAACAGAGGAGACCUUAGCUGACAGGGAGUCUUGAGCUUCUUCCACUUUUCUUUCACCUAUCCUCCCUUCCCCUAAUCCCCCCCACCCCAAAUUAAGACUUGUACAUUGUGUAUAGUCAAACUGCAAACAUCGCAGUCUAUAUACAGAGUAGAAUGGACCACAUCAGUUAUUUAAAGUGUGUUGUAUGCCUAGUAGGUUUGUGUUGUAAAGUGUAAACAAAACUUUCUUCUGAUCAUCUAAAUGCAUAGACCUUUACUGUACAUUAAAUUUUCAACUUUUGAUCUUCCUCUUCCAUUUUCAAACAGACACAGAAUGUGGAGAAACUCAGCAGGUCUGGCAACAUCUGUGGAAAGAGAAACAAAUUAAUGGUUAGAGACCAGUAUGACUUCUUCAGAAGAGUCAUACCAGACUCAAUGUUAACUCUGUUUCUCUCUCCAAAGAAACUGCCAGACCUGAUGAAUUUCUCAAGCAUUUUUGUUUUUAUUUCCGAUUUCACUAAAUCAUGCAAGCAAUGAAUACCUUGUACGGUACCCUUAUCUCCAUGAUAGUUCUGUAAGGCAAUACUGCAAAAGCUUGAGUAUUGCUGACAAAAGUGGCAUGCUGUCAAGAUUCAUUGUCUUGUACUCAUCAGAGCAGAUGCAAAAUCAUAAAUUUCACGGGGAGCAACAAUUUAUACCUGCACUCGAAACAGGAUCCUGAUUGGUCUUACCUUGACCAAUCAGUUCCCUAGCUAAACACUCAGCAUCCUAUUUCUUAUGCAGUACAAAUUGUUCCUUUGGGGUUUGGUGUUCUUGUGAUUUUGACCUAAUGAGUAGAGAACAAAAGCUUUGGCAUUGUGUCGGUCUUUUCAGCAAUACCUGAUGUAUUAUUGAUCUGUAUGGACAGUGUGGUCUCAGAUUUGGUCUUCCAUUCAUGUGGCUUCUUAGCCACACUCACUAAAUUUCUCAAGAAAUUGCAGGGAUGCUAGAUAACUAGAUGCUGCAUGGGCAGAUGGAAUGAGGUACAUCAACUGGAAAAUGAGGUAAUUUGGUGGCCAAUACUUACUGUAGCCGCAGGGGACUAUUUAGACUUGCAGUUAUACGGACCUUGCUACUAUUCCAUACUGAAAACAUUCUGGUAAAAUGGUCUAACAAAUUUCUGGAUUUAUUGAUGACUGCCUUCUAUUUGUGGGUCUAUUGUGGGUUUCCCUUGGGAUCAGCAGUACAGGUCAGGUCCAACAAGCCAGUCCUAAAGAAGGAUUCUGACCUGAAAUGUUGACUUUCCUGCUCCUCGGAUGCUGUCUGACCUGCUGUGCUUUUCCAGCUCCAUGUUUUUUUGACUCUAGCUUUCAGCAUCUGCAGUCCUUUCUGUCUCCAGGUUCAACAAAUGUUCAGCACAGCCUUAAUAUAGCAUCUUUUCAGUAGUAUCUCUCUAGAAAUAUCAGUGCCUUAUUUUCUUUUAAUGGUUAGUGAUCUGUUCUACGUUACUACAUGUGAUUUGUGAACAGUAUUUGUAAACUGGAUCCCUUUGUUCACCUCUCCCAUUUUCCAAUGAAUAUGUUUCUAACUAGAAUGUACCACAUCCUAUUAAAGUUCAUUCUGCAUACAUCUGGUUGUCUCCCUAUAUGUUGGUGCAGACUUUUUGUGUUUAGCUCCAUCCACUUGCUUACCAACUUAGAAAUGUAAUUCCAGAUUCAGGUCCCAAGAUCAAAUGUGGACCCAACAUUGACCCCGAUACAGCAUUUUUGUUUUUUUUUUGGUGUUGUGGCUCCAUAAGGUUUGUUUUCCAUCCUCUACAACAGGUACAGUUAUCCCUUGCCCACCCAAAAUCUUUUGCCAUAAGUAACUUGUUCAUAUGGGAUCCCAGACAGUACAAGUGUGAUAUUCUGCUGAAAAUGUCAUCAAUGAUCUGUGAUACUGAAGUCAGCACAAACAUUUUGACAGACACCACCCCUGAGCUUAUCUCUUGCUGAGCUAAACUGACAAGGAAACGCAGUCUUCAGAACAUGAAGUCAGUGACCCCACGUCUCACGACUGAAUUUAAAGAAAAACCUGCCAUGAAUUUCUGGCUGAACAUUUUGUGUCGUUUAUUAUCUUUUCUUUAGAAAACUGAUUUCUGUACAACAAAUCCACGUGUAUAUUUUGUAUGUAUCAUCUGAAGAUAGUUAUUAAAUGUUUGUUCUACACUCUCAGUCUUGUGUGAUUCUUCCGUCUAACUCUGAGCACUGCAAUGCAGUGAUAGAGACAGUAGGAACUGCAGAUGCUGGAGAAUCUGAGAUAACAAGGUUUUAUAGCUGGAUGAACACGGCAGGCCAAGUAGCAUCAGAGGAGCAGGAGAGCUGAUGUUUCGAGCCUAGAGGGUCUAGGCCCGCAACGUCAGCUUUCCUGCUCCUCUGAUGCUGCUUGGCCUGCUGUGUUCAUCCAGCUCUACACCUUGUUAUCUCUUAAUGAAGUGAUAGGACUGGAUUGUGGAUGAUGUUAGAGUUUUGUGAUAGUUACAACGCGUGAAAACUAAUGCAGAUAAUGCAGUAAUUCGUCCAUUGGCAAGUCGCUGGUUUCAGGAUGGUGCUGUACUGUCUACUCUUUGUAAUAACACAGUGUGGAGCUGGAGGAACACAACAGGCCAGGGAGCAUCAGAGGAGCAAGAAAGUUAACAUUUCCGGUUGGGACCCCUCUCCAUGAAGGGGGCUCUGAAAUAAAUAGAGAGAGGAGGGGUGGGGCUGGGGAAGGUAGGUGGGAUGGCGAUAGGUGAGUGCAGAUAGGGAGUGGUAGAGAUUGGUCAGUGAAGUGGGAGGAGUGGAUAGGUGGGAGAGUGAAUUUUUUAAAAAAAACCUGCCAUGAAUUUCUGGCAGAAUAUUUCACAUCAUUUAUUAUCUUUUCUUUAGAUAACUGAUUUCUGUAUGGCGAAUCAGUGUGUGUAUUUUGUAUGUAAUAUCUCAAGAUAGUUAUUAAAUGUUUGUUCUACACUCUCAA
Stegostoma tigrinum is the source of this 3492-nucleotide messenger RNA. It is a transcript of the gene vhl, whose product is annotated as von Hippel-Lindau tumor suppressor. The record is from RefSeq and is a predicted model, not a curated record. The coding region runs from base 42 to 575 and encodes 177 amino acids. The transcript is spliced from 3 exons. NCBI's taxonomy places the organism in Eukaryota, Metazoa, Chordata, Chondrichthyes, Orectolobiformes, Stegostomatidae.